UGAAGGGUGCGCUGACGAUUAAAGAUGGCUGCUCCCAUGCCUUACUGCUAGCCGUCGUUGACCUUCUUUUCCCUCCUUGUCACCUGUCCCCUGGGGUGGCAGGCUGAGCACAAGGACCAUGCUGGGCCGGACCCUUCGAGAAGUUUCUGCAGCUCUGAAGCAAGGCCAGAUUACACCAACAGAGCUCUGUCAAAAAUGCCUCUCUCUUAUCAAGAAGACCAAGUUUCUCAAUGCCUAUAUUACUGUCUCAGAAGAUGAGGCCUUAAAACAAGCUGAAGAAUCAGAGCGAAGAUAUAAGAAUGGUCAGUCACUUGGGGAUUUAGAUGGAAUUCCUAUUGCAAUAAAAGACAACUUUAGCACAUUGGGCAUUGAAACAACGUGUGCAUCAAAUAUGCUGAAAGGUUAUGUACCACCUUAUAAUGCCACAGUAGUUGAGAAGUUAUUGGAUCAGGGAGCUCUACUAAUGGGAAAAACUAAUUUAGAUGAGUUUGCUAUGGGAUCUGGAAGCACAGAUGGUGUAUUUGGACCAGUUAAAAACCCCUGGAGUUAUUCAAAACAAUAUAGAGAAAAGAGGAAGCAGAAACCCCGUGGUGAGAAUGCAGAUUCUGAUUGGCUAAUAACGGGAGGAAGCUCAGGCGGGAGUGCGGCUGCAGUGUCGGCAUUCACAUGCUUUGCGGCUUUAGGAUCAGAUACGGGAGGAUCAACCAGAAAUCCAGCUGCCCACUGUGGGCUUGUUGGUUUCAAACCCAGCUAUGGCUUAGUUUCUCGUCAUGGUCUCAUUCCCCUGGUGAACUCGAUGGAUGUGCCAGGAAUCUUAACCAGAUGUGUGGAUGAUGCAGCAGUUUUGUUGGGUGUGCUGGCUGGACAUGACCCCAAAGAUUCCACCACGGUACAAGAUCCUGGAAAGCCAUUCCUACUUCCCAGUUUGACAGAUGUGAGCAAACUGUGUAUAGGAAUUCCAAAGGAAUAUCUUGUACCAGAAUUAUCAAGUGAAGUACGAUCUCUUUGGUCUAAAGCUGCUGACCUCUUUGAAACUCAGGGGGCCAAAGUAAUUGAAGUAUCCCUUCCUCACACCAUUUAUUCAAUUGUUUGCUACCACGUAUUGUGCACGUCGGAAGUGGCAUCGAAUAUGGCAAGAUUUGAUGGGCUAGAAUAUGGUCACAGGUGUAACAUUGAUGUGUCCACUGAAGCCAUGUAUGCUGCCACCAGGCGAGAAGGGUUCAAUGAUGUGGUGAGAGGACGAAUUCUCUCAGGAAACUUUUUCUUAUUAAAAGAAAACUAUGAGAAUUAUUUUGUCAAAGCACAGAAAGUGAGACGCCUCAUUGCUAAUGAUUUUGUGAAUGUUUUUAACUCUGGAGUCGAUGUCUUGCUAACUCCCACCACCUUGAGUGAGGCAGUACCAUACUUAGAGUUCAUCAAAGAAGACAACAGGACUCGAAGCGCCCAGGAUGAUAUUUUUACACAGGCUGCAAAUAUGGCAGGGUUGCCAGCAGUGAGUGUCCCUGUGGCACUUUCAAACCAAGGGUUACCAGUAGGACUGCAAUUUAUUGGACGUGCAUUUUGUGACCAGCAACUUCUUACAGUGGCCAAAUGGUUGGAAAGACAAGUACAGUUUCCUGCUAUUCAACUUCAAGAACUCGUGGAUAAUUUUUCAUCAAUCCUUGAAAGUGAAAAGUUAGCUUCUAUUUCUCUAAAACAGUAAAGAUA
Messenger RNA from Carlito syrichta (Philippine tarsier), 1707 nucleotides. It is a transcript of the gene QRSL1, whose product is annotated as glutaminyl-tRNA synthase (glutamine-hydrolyzing)-like 1. Gene Ontology annotation, cellular component: mitochondrion; glutamyl-tRNA(Gln) amidotransferase complex. NCBI's taxonomy places the organism in Eukaryota, Metazoa, Chordata, Mammalia, Primates, Tarsiidae. Gene Ontology annotation, biological process: mitochondrial translation; glutaminyl-tRNAGln biosynthesis via transamidation. Bases 119 to 1702 code for a protein of 527 amino acids. The transcript has 11 exons. Gene Ontology annotation, molecular function: glutaminyl-tRNA synthase (glutamine-hydrolyzing) activity. The record is from RefSeq and is a predicted model, not a curated record.